This is a messenger RNA of Patiria miniata (bat star), 1228 nucleotides long. RefSeq lists its product as uncharacterized. NCBI's taxonomy places the organism in Eukaryota, Metazoa, Echinodermata, Asteroidea, Valvatida, Asterinidae. The record is from RefSeq and is a predicted model, not a curated record. The coding region runs from base 106 to 846 and encodes 246 amino acids. The transcript has 3 exons.
ACCAGACGAAGGAAGCAAAGGGGAUUUGGAGGACGAGACUUGCUACACAGAGCACAACUUGUCGCUGCUGCUGCAGGAGAAGGAACGUCCCAGACAGAGCACAGGAUGAAAGGCAAUAUAGAAAGGCUUUGUACAAAGGUUGAGUAUUUGUCCAACACAAACACGUCACUCAAGCAGCAGCUGUCCAUGAUGCACACGUCCAGUUUGAAACGUCUGACCAACAACAGUGAGAACCAGUCCAUUUUGCAAGAGUUACUGCAACACAUGUCUGAGGAGCACACCCAGCUGCUGCACCACCAUCUAGCACAGCUGCGGCUGUACGCUCAGGCCUGCGCAUUAUCCAAAUCAGCCCCCGAGGAAUCUGCAGCUGAAACUACAGUCUUGGUACCAGACCUGACCGACCAAUCACAGGACAUUUCACACAUGGCCAUGAUGUCGUCCUCGGAGGGCACCCUUGGGAACAUGGAGAAGACAGUCGUCAUGACGAUAACGUUGGAGGAGGAUUCGGAGCCGCUCGGCAACAUUGUCGAUAACCCCAGACAUACCGUGGGAAACGACGUCUUGCCUUUGGAUAAGGACAUUCAGUUGUCACCAAAUGACAUUCCAUACCAACUGACAAGCGAGGGACUGUCACCAAAACAUGCCACCUCUCUGUCAGGUCACGUUUAUCAAUCAGGUAGAACUCAUCCACGUCACAAUACAGGCUGUGAUGUCAUGCAACAGGAUUUUCACAAGAACAAAAGUUUGAAAUUGAUCUUUCCAACAGCACGCCAAAAAUAUUCUGCCCCGACGGCUUCGACAAAAGAACGUUUGAAGACGACAUGUCAAAUGAGAGACCACCAUUAAAAUGUGGGAGAACUAACAGCCUGAAAGCCACUUAACUAAAUAAAACCUGACAUAUUUUGUAAACAGUGUACGCUCAGUGUUGUCUUAGGGCUUAGUUGGGGGGGGGGGGACUUGAACUAAUGAGUUGAGUCUUCAUGGAAGUUUGUCUUACCUGAAUGAAAAAUUUUACCAAAGCAACUGGCCUUGGUCUCUCCUAUCUUUUCGAGUUCUCGAUGGGUAAUCCCGAAUCCGCUCAGUGAAUGGGUGUCGUUGUAGGCCCGAACAGAUCCACAUAGGUCCUCAAACACUUUAUAUCUACAUGUAUUACUGAAACAUAAACGAUGCAAUUUUUUUUUACAUUGAAACAUUCGACCGUAUGUAUAAAAACUAGCAUUUCCUUUUU